AUGCAGAAUGAGCCCGGUUUGACCGCCAGCGAUGUUAAGGAUAUCAAGAAAAGUCUCAAAAGAUUCGCCGUCAAGAAUCACACACUCGAUCACAACGACCGCCGUAUUGCCGCAACCCCACUCAUCAAUUAUAUGCUCGAAAAAUAUGACUUCGAUACUACAGAGACAGAAUGGCAGAGAGAAAGUCUCCAGCAAUUCGCAAGAGCUGCUUGUAAUUCGGAGACACGUACCAACAAGAAGCGCCGCGAGAGGCUCCUCAAGCAAGAAGCAAGCGCCCAGAAGGCAAAGACUGCCGCUGAGGAAGAGAAAGAAGAUGGCGACGACGGCGACAAAGAGGAAAGAGAUGUCGCCGAGGAACAAGAAGGAGAUGUUACAGAACAAGCAGAAGUUGCCGAAACUACCUGA
Molecule: messenger RNA, 405 nt
Organism: Aureobasidium pullulans EXF-150
Lineage: Eukaryota; Fungi; Ascomycota; Dothideomycetes; Dothideales; Saccotheciaceae
Exons: 1
Coding region: 1-405 (134 amino acids)
Source: RefSeq, a predicted model, not a curated record